This is a messenger RNA of Mycotypha africana, 1220 nucleotides long. RefSeq lists its product as uncharacterized. The record is from RefSeq and is a predicted model, not a curated record. The transcript has a single exon. Bases 189 to 1118 code for a protein of 309 amino acids. Gene Ontology annotation, molecular function: oxidoreductase activity; iron ion binding. NCBI's taxonomy places the organism in Eukaryota, Fungi, Mucoromycota, Mucoromycetes, Mucorales, Mycotyphaceae. Gene Ontology annotation, biological process: lipid biosynthetic process.
CAUUGAAACCGACUUUUCCGUUUUCCUUUUCUUUCCUCCCCCCAAUCUAUCCUAUUCAGCGUGAUAGAAUUCCAUCCAAUUACAGUUCGACUUUUUACUACAUCCUACUGUCUUCCAUAGUAGAUAAUUGGGGCUUCAUCAGUACACCCACUUUGCCAUUCACCUCAUUUUCGUCGAGAUUUUACAAGAUGCUCGCUUCCACCACUGUGUCAUCAUGGCUCCAUCUGUUCAGCACACCUCUCACCCAACGUAGUCUAUGGUCCGAUGAGGUCUUGGCCUUAUGGGCACCCAUUGCUGCUUACUGGAUCUACUCGACUUUCUGGCACCUCGUCAUGAAGGCCGAGAUACCUUAUUUCGAACAGUACCGCAUUCACACCAUGGGCGAUAUGGAAAAACGCAACAAAGUCACCUUCAGCAAGGUCCUCAGUAUGGUGACAUUGCAACAAAUCAUACAGGUCCUGUUGGGCCUCCUCGUCUUGAAACCCACCGAUGCCGUCAAGGCCUCCCUCCAAUACCAGCAAAACGUCCUCUACUGGAAACACACCUUGCAAAUCAUCGCAGCGCGGAUACCGGCUUUUUUUCUGAGCACCACCACCAGCACCAGCACGCAUCACAGUAGCUGCAACGGCAGUAGCUGCACGAGCAGUAGCUCUACAACUACAACUACGACGACGACGACUACGACGACUACUACGAAUAGUAUGAUACCGGGCAUGAGCGUCGACAUGACCGACGUCGUCAGCCUCUCCAUGGCCCAAGGCAUCGAAUGGGUCCUGAAACCCACCGCGCAAUUUAUCCUCGCCAUGUGCAUCUUGGACGCUCAUCAAUAUUUUUUGCAUCGUCUCUUUCACACCAACAAAUUUCUGUACAAACACAUCCAUUCGCAUCACCAUCGAUUGUACGUUCCUUAUGCUUUUGGCGCCCUCUAUAACCAUCCCCUCGAAGGCUUCUUGUUGGAUUCUUUGGGCGCCACGCUCGCCAUGGAAUUGACCGGCAUGACCGCUCGCAUGAGUUUUCUCUUUUUCACCUUUUCUACAUUAAAGACCGUCGAUGAUCAUUGUGGAUACGCUCUACCUUGGAAUCCAUUGCAAUUCUUUUUUGGCAAUAAUGUCCAGUAGUAAAGUAUCAUUCCUGGAGUGUUUUCCAUUGUAGGAUGCUAUGACUCACUUUUUUUUUCCCUCUUUGUUCUAUGAAUAGCCAUGAUAUCCAUCAUCAAUCUU